AUGGCUCCCAGAACAGUCCUCAUCACUGGCUGUUCCUCAGGCAUUGGGUUGGCAUUGGCUGUGAAACUGGCCACCGAUUCCCAAGGACGCUUCAAAGUGCUGGCCACCAUGAGGGACCUGAGUUGCCGUGGACCCCUAGAGGAAGCAGCUGGAUCAGCUCUGGGGCAAACCCUAGAGAUUGGGCAACUAGACGUCUGUGAUGAGGACUCCAUCACCCGUUGCCUGAAUAAGCUUCCGGGACAAUAUGUGGACAUCCUUGUAAGCAAUGCAGGCAUAGGGCUCAUCGGGCCACUAGAGUCAUUGUCCCUGGAUGACAUGCGCCAGGUCAUGGAUACCAAUUUCUUUGGGUUGGUGCAGCUGGUUCGGGGACUGAUGCCUGCCAUGAAGCGCCAACGCCGGGGGCACAUCGUGGUUAUCAGCAGCAUCAUGGGCUUGCAGGGCAUCAUGUUCAAUGAUAUCUACGCAGCCUCCAAAUUCGCAGUGGAGGGUUUCUGUGAGAGUCUUCUGGUACAGGCACUUCAGUUCAACAUUUCGGUAACACUGGUAGAGCCAGGCCCUGUGACCUCAGAGUUCGAGGGAAAGCUGUAUUCCGGGGUGGAGCAGGUGGACUGUGUUGGCACUGACUCUGAGACGGCAGACAUCUUUACUCGAAUCUACUUGCCCAACUCCCGGGCUCUCUUUGCUAGCGUGAGCCAGAGUCCUGAAGAUGUGGCCGAGCACACCCUGAAGGUCAUCUGUGCCCGCCGCCCACCCUUUCGCCACCAAACCAACCCGGCCUACACGCCCAUGCUGGCCCUGAAGCGCGCCGACCCGUCCGGGGAGCUGGCUGGCACCGCCUUCUACAGCCUGGUGUUCCGUCACGGGCCACUACUCCGGGCCAGCCUUCACGCCGUGCGCUUCUGCCGCUGGAAGGCGCGCAAGCUCCGCCAGGCUUUACGUUUGCUCGGCCUCAGCUGA
Molecule: messenger RNA, 957 nt
Organism: Trichosurus vulpecula (common brushtail)
Lineage: Eukaryota; Metazoa; Chordata; Mammalia; Diprotodontia; Phalangeridae
Product: retinol dehydrogenase 8-like
Exons: 6
Coding region: 1-957 (318 amino acids)
Biological process (GO): estrogen biosynthetic process
Cellular component (GO): cytoplasm
Molecular function (GO): estradiol 17-beta-dehydrogenase [NAD(P)+] activity
Source: RefSeq, a predicted model, not a curated record